GGUGGUCUAUAGGUGGGCUGACCUGCGUCCCGCCCACGCAGUACAAUAUUAUAAAUAAAGAUUUGCUCUGUCAGUAAACUGAGUUAAAGUGACACGAUGGCUUCUCCAAAUUCGUCUGCUCCUACAACAGUUCCAAGGGAUAUCGAAGAAAAGCUGGAUAACUUCCAAUCACAAGUCCUUCUAAUGAUCCUCUCAUAUGUAAAUGGAAUAUUCCAAGAUACGGCACCGAGCCUGAUGGAGCAUUUGUUAAAGCUUGAAAGGGACAAUAAUAGCUUUUCAGGGAUCAUUAACUACACCUUCAAACGAUUGAAAGUUAAUCCUGCCCUUUUCUUUACACCAGAUCGUGGCACAGUUCAAUUGCCUCAAGUGAAAGCUGAAGGCAUUGAACUUAGACUGGCUCUUGUUAAUUUCAUAAUCUCCUUCAAUGAUCAACAAGCAGCCAGUAGAGCAAUCAAGAAUAUUGCAAAAGAAGGAUCAUCACUGCUAGCCCAGCAGAGAACACCACUUGAGAUAAUUGAAGAGGUUUGUAAGAGGAGGUCAUUUAAGGAUGUGGUGAGUAUUUCUACCUCAGUGGCACAGGAAUUCAAUGGUGCAAGAUUCUUUAAGCACUUGCAUAACACUGACUGGCUACAUAAUAGAGAUGAUGUUAAUCAAUUUUUAAGAGAAGAGUCUGGCUUUAGUUCUCUUUCAGGAGAAAUGGCUCUAUUUAUGACACAAAAAUUAUCAAUAAGUGACUACACAUUGAUUUCAAUCUCAAAAAAGCUAUGUGGUGUCUGUCAAAAACAUCCCAAAGGAGCAAUUUUCUGUAUUUCGGUACCAAUAGCUUUACUAGCCUUCUUAUUAGUUGGUGUUGGUAUCAGCAUUGGAAUCUCAUAUCUUUCGCCUAUUUCAACUAUUCAGUCGAUGGAGAUUGGUGAUAAACAGUCCAGUAGUGCACUCAUUCCUGUACCUAAUAACGUAUAUUCAGUUUCGCUGAAUAUUCCUUCUGGAGUGACAGAGUUCAUGGCAUUGUCUAUUCCACCAACUGGAACACAAAUUAUUAAUCGUACUAAAAUUUUUCAAAGUGAUGGGCAUUGUGCCCCAUACAAUGUUAAUAAUGGUGAUAAUCCAGUGUAUCUCCUCCCUGGGUCUAUCAUGAAUUAUACCCUAACAGUGUCUGAUUCAAAUUCCUCUCAAUGCCCAGCACAACUAGUCUUGCUUAACAACAGAGCAGAAUAUCUUAAAUGUAACUAUAACAGCUCAAGUGUUGUAAAAGUAUACUGCUUGGCCAGCGGUACUGUGAAUCAUGUAUCAAUCAGGAUUAACAAGUCCGCUAAUUAUUAUGUUGUACUACUGGGUACUCCAUUAAAAUUAUUAUUUAUAAUAAUAUUAUUCACAACUUUAUUGAUGAACAAUGCUUAUUGCUGA
Molecule: messenger RNA, 1407 nt
Organism: Amphimedon queenslandica
Lineage: Eukaryota; Metazoa; Porifera; Demospongiae; Haplosclerida; Niphatidae
Exons: 6
Coding region: 97-1407 (436 amino acids)
Source: RefSeq, a predicted model, not a curated record